Molecule: messenger RNA, 571 nt
Organism: Lacerta agilis (Sand lizard)
Lineage: Eukaryota; Metazoa; Chordata; Lepidosauria; Squamata; Lacertidae
Gene: NDUFC1
Product: NADH:ubiquinone oxidoreductase subunit C1
Exons: 5
Coding region: 110-340 (76 amino acids)
Cellular component (GO): mitochondrion
Source: RefSeq, a predicted model, not a curated record
CCGCCGCCGCCACCUCCUCUGCCUCACGUCUUCGCCCUCUUUUCUCUAUGUAGACUUAAUAGCCCCUACAAGGGAACCUGCGUGGAGGAGGAGGAGGAAGCAAAACAACAUGGCGGCGCCCUUGCAGGUUGCGAGGAGGUUUUUGCGGUUAUCAGGAAACCCGAUCCGAGAACAAUCUCGUUCUGCAUUCAGGGCAAAGCCUGAUGAUAUAAACAGACCGAACUGGGUUAAAGUUGGCCUGACUUUUGGUUCCUCAGUAGCAAUAUGGGUGCUGCUCCUAAAGCAGCAUAAUGAACAUCAAGCAGAAUAUGAAAGGCGAAAAGCAGAGAGGGGUUCAUAAUGGAGGUGCCAAAAUUAUGGUUGAAGAUGGUCUCCAUAGGAACUGUUACAGCCAACGCAUAGCCUACAAGGAUAUUUUUAUGUUAGUAGAUAACCCAUUGCUUGUUGGAUUAACUCCAAACUAAUUCUAAUUUUCCUGAAAUAAGGCAAUGACAAACAUGGAAGGUGGUUGAAAUCUCUGUGCUUCACAUGGUUGCUUCUAAAGGCUAUAAAUAAAAUAUAUUCCAUCAGA